This is a messenger RNA of Rhopalosiphum padi (bird cherry-oat aphid), 1685 nucleotides long. RefSeq names its product ly6/PLAUR domain-containing protein 6B-like. Gene Ontology annotation, molecular function: acetylcholine receptor regulator activity. Lineage: Eukaryota; Metazoa; Arthropoda; Insecta; Hemiptera; Aphididae. The record is from RefSeq and is a predicted model, not a curated record. Bases 350 to 895 code for a protein of 181 amino acids. The transcript is spliced from 5 exons.
CGUACAUCGCAGUCGCCGACCACGUCCGCGUCAAAGCGGUCCUGCAGUGCGUUACAACCACCGCGUUCGCCCACCCGCUGGAGUGGUACAAUACUUGAGCGUAAGUAUAUAAUUUAUAAUUAUAAUAUUAUACGCACACGAGCGUGUAUGGCGAUAAAUUUGCGGGAAUCGUGACGAAAAUCCUAUCUAUGCUAAUAUAUACGGUGGACCGCGAUCUGUCGUAGUAUUUAUCAAAAUUGUUAUUUCGCCGUCCGUCGCAGCGGUCGCGUGUAUUGUCGUCGUCCGACCGGAAACAUCGACGGCCUCACAAAAAUCAACAAAACAGUAAUGUUUGGGGUCAUACAGAGGUAUGCCUCAUGGUUGCCCGUGGAUGGUACCACUAUUUAGAUGGGCCUUGUUAUCUGGUUGCGUGGCCAGACCGCUGAGUUCCGAUACCAAAAUGUCCGAGGUUUUCACACAAAACAUGACAGAAGAAAAUUUAACUUGCUACACUUGCGUAAACGUAUCAGACAAUUUGACAUGCAACCAAUAUGCCAUUGAUAAACCAUGUGCUCGAGAUUUAGACUACUGUCAGACAUUACACAUAAUGGAUUCGACUGGAACUAGUGUCAUUGUGAACAAAAAAUGUGCUAACCGAACAGAAUGUCAUCCGUCCACUGUCGGUUGUCUAAGCAUUGACAGGCAGACUGUGUGCGUAUCCUGCUGCGACGACAUGUACUGCAACAUGACCGUGCCCACAAACCAGACGAAUGCAGUGGUAACAGUCACGCGCAAACAUCACACGAGUCCCACCAAAGGGCCGAAGACAAAAUCCGCUGGUGACAUACCGUGCACUCGACUGACGGCUGCGUCAUAUCUAUUAUUGUUUCUCAUGUUAUUGACCACCAUUAUAUAAUGUUAGAUCGUUAUGCGUUUAUAAAAAAAUAUUAUAUCUUAACCGUUACCUCGAUAAUUAUAUUAUAAUAUGUAGUUGAGUUUAGAUUUAGCUGUGAUAUAGGUUAUACGCGGCGAGCACAGUACACAAACAAACUUCAAACUUGCGUGGUUAUUAAUCAUUUGAAUUGCGCCAAGUGUGCCGUACGCUUGUGUAUAGCCGAUUCACAGUUAAACGCCAACAGAUAAUACUCGUUGGAAACAUUACGACCUUAAAUUUAGGUGGGCAGAGCGAAACAGAACGAUCAAAAAUACAUUAUUCGGAAACUAAAAGUAAUUUCUUGUUAUCUGCAUAUUAAAAUUAAAUCGUGGUAAAAACUUUUUUAGAAUCCGUACUAAUAUAAGAAAUUAUAAAAAUAAUGGAUAGGUUACGCUGCACGAUAUAUCAAAGUAUGGGUAAAUUGUUUUGUAAGAAAGGUCUAUAAGUCCCUUAGGAAACAAAGUAAUCAAUAGUUUUGACAUCAGUUAAAUUACCAUAUAAAUAUGCAGCACACAAUAAAUUAAGACAAGAUAUAUUUCAUAAAGUUUUUAUAAAAAAGAAAAAAGAAUACUCAUAGAAACCCCAUCCAUAACGCUUAUUUUUUUUUGCUCUGUCCAUACUUAUUCAUUCAAUAUGAACAAAUAAAUCCAUUGUUAUAUUUACCUACCUACUUAUUUGAAAAUGAAAAUGUUUUUAAUCGAACUAAAUUUUUUGUUUAUUUUUUAACCUUCUUGUUAUGACAUAAAAUAAACGAUACUAUAUAAUAAACUUA